AUGGUUGAGCGUGGUGGGAAGAGAACUCAUAAUAAUCGUACUAGUCAUUACAACAACAAUGAGAACAAUAGGAAUCAAAAGAGACGAGUUUCGUAUGAAACCGAAGAAAAGUUCAAUAACAAAGACGAUCUCAUUGUUGUUUACAGAAUCUUAUGUCCAAGUGGAGUCAUUGGAAGUGUUAUAGGUAAAAGUGGGAAAGUGAUAAACUUGAUUAGGCAAGAAACAAGAGCUAGAAUCAAAGUUGUAGAUCCUUUUCCAGGUUGUAGCGAAAGAGUUAUAACGGUUUAUUGCUCGGUUAAGGAGAAGAAAGAUAUAGUUGAUAUAGAGAAUAGCAAAUCGAAUUACACCGAGCAGAGUCCUUUGUGUUCUGCUCAAGAUGCUCUUCUUAAACUCCAUGAUGUGAUUGUUACUUCUAUAGCUAGUGCUGCUGAGAAUACUAAGAUAGAGAGAGAUGAUAUUAGAGAAUGUCGCCUUUUAGUCCCGUCUAGUCAAUGUUCUAAUGUGAUUGGUAAAGCUGGCUCGACGAUUAAGAAGAUUAGAAGUAGGACUGGAGCUAAUGUUAAGAUUGUCUCUAAAGAUGUUUCGGAUCCUUCACAUACUUGUGCUAUGGAUUUUGACAACAUUGUUCUGAUAUCCGGGGAGCCUGAUUCCGCUAAGAAAGCGCUUUUCGCUGUUUCUGCAAUCAUGUACAAAUUCAGCCCUCGAGAACAGAUUCCUCUGGAUACAACUGUCCAAGAAGUUCCCGCUAGUAUUAUCAUUCCGUCAGAUCUUUCUAUCUAUCCACAAACGGGUCUAUACCCAAACCAGGAUCCUAUUUUCUCACAUGGUCCCAAUGCUCCAUCGUUUAUCGGUACACUAUCUCAGGGUUAUGGAGAACAUCCCGCAAAUCCAAUGCCGGUUUUUUCUUCUUCUGCGCUUCCCGUGGUUCAUCAUGGUUUUGGUGGGUCUUCCAGAUCAGAAGAGUUGGUUGUAAAAGUUUUGUGCUCUUCUUCUAAUAUCGGUCGUGUUAUUGGGAAAGGAGGAUCAACCAUUAAGGGAAUAAGACAAGCAAGCGGGUCUCGUAUUGAGGUUAAUGACUCGAGGGCAAAUCGCGAUGAUGACUGUGUUAUUAUUGUCAGUUCUACAGAGUCUCCUGAUGAUCUGAAGUCUAUGGCGGUUGAAGCUGUUCUUCUACUUCAAGAGAAAAUUAACGGUGAAGAUGAGGAAAAAGUUAAAAUGCAACUCCUUGUACCUUCUAAGGUAAUAGGAUGCAUUAUAGGGAAAAGUGGCUCAAUCAUAAGCGAAAUCAGGAAAAGGACAAACGCCGAUAUUCACAUCUCGAAAGGGAAUAAUAAGCCUAAAUGUGCCGAUCCCAAUGACGAGUUCGUGGAGAUAUCGGGUGAAGUAAGCAAUGUGAGGGAUGCUCUCAUUCAGAUUGUUUUGAGGCUUCGAGAUGAUGUUUUGAGAGAUAGAGAGACUGGUUCCAUGAAUCAACCUUCUGCAAGAUCUGAGAAUAAUAAUUUCUUCUCUCCGGGUAGCAGUGCACUUCCUCCAUCUUUCAUGCCUUCUGUUCAGCAAGUUGCUUCUGUAGAUUUUGAUAGAAGACCAGAAACUGGGAGCAGCAUGGGCAUGCUUUCUUCGGGAGGUGGACUCUAUGGUUAUGGAAGUUUUUCGGCGGGCAAUAAUGGUUAUGGAUCCACCUCUUCGUACUCAUCCAAUAUAUAUGGAGGAUUGCCUCAAUCAACUACCAUGGAGAUUCGGAUCCCUUCAAAUGCAGUGGGUAAAGUAAUGGGCAAAGGAGGAGGCAACUUGGAGAACAUAAGAAGGAUAUCAGGAGCUAUGAUAGAAAUUUCUGAUUCCACAACUUCCCAUGGCGGUCGCAUUGCUCUCAUUUCCGGAACACCUGAACAGAAGCGUACCGCAGAGAACUUGUUCCAAGCUUUUAUCAUGUCCACUUGA
This is a messenger RNA of Arabis nemorensis, 1938 nucleotides long. Lineage: Eukaryota; Viridiplantae; Streptophyta; Magnoliopsida; Brassicales; Brassicaceae. The record is from the annotation of a GenBank genome assembly.